AUGACAGAGAUUAUUGUGGUAGAAGAUGAACAUAUCAGCACAGCCGAAGUGCAACUUAAACAUCGUAAUGUGCAUCUAGAUGGUAUACCACCAUCUGAUACCUUGGCAGAUCUAUCAGACAAUCGUAACCUUCAAAGGCCACGAAGAACACCUCUGCCCAAAAUUCAACUGUCUAUCCUUUUGUUUAUCCAGCUAGCGGAACCAGUUACAUGUACCGUCAUAUACCCGUUCGUAAACCAGCUCGUUCGCCAAACAGGUAUCACAGGAGGAGACGAACGCAAAACUGGCUACUUUGCAGGCCUGAUAGAAUCUUUGUUCUAUGCGACUGAAGCCGCAACUGUGUUACAAUGGGGUCGUAUCUCUGAUCGCGUUGGUAGAAGGCCCAUCCUUCUCGUGGGUCUCUUUGGUCUGAUGCUCUCGACCUUGUCAUUUGGUGUAUCCAAAAGCUACUGGCAACUCAUUCUCAGCCGUUGUGCCGAAGGGGCAUUGAAUGGAAAUGUCGGGGUAACGAAAAGUAUGAUGGCUGAGAUCACUGAUCCAUCGAACUUGGCACAAGGAUUCGCAUUUCUGCCUAUGGUCUGGGCAACUGGUCAAACUCUCGGCCCUAUUGUUGGCGGAAUGCUAUCAUUACCUGCCUCAAGAUGGCCGGAGGCAUUCGCUCGUGUCCCUUUCUUCACAAAGUAUCCAUAUUUCUUGCCUUGUUUAGUAGUUGCCUGUGUUUGUGCAGCUGCUUUCUUAUUGGUUUUGGUCGGCCUUGAAGAGACUUUACCUCGAGCUAUGAUUCGCCAGAAGCGCAAUCAUGACUCUCAAGGCACAGUUGCGAAAGACCUUGUGGAAAAUAAUUCUCAGUAUUUCCCACCCACAUCUGAAGCAAGAACAGGAUUUCCCGAUUCUACUUUGCCACCCAACGAAAUCGUAGCAGACCAUUCUGGAUUUACAGAAAAAAAGGGGUGUUUUGUCACUGGAGCACCCACUAACAGAACCGCAGACAGCCACAGCCCUCCAUCUCUCCGUAGUCUUCUCAACCGUCGUGUACUCGUGCCGAUUAUGAACUACGCAUUUCUUGCCUUUAUUGACCAGUGCAUGACGGUCCUGCAGCCCCUGAUGUACUCAACGUCUAUACCUCUUGGUGGAUUAUCCUUCAGCAGCUUCACUAUUGGUGCCGUCAUGGGUGUGUGGGGCGUCAUCAAUGGUUUCGUUCAGAUCUUUGCCUUUCCUGUCCUUCUCAGGAUUGUUGGACCGCGGAAAAUGUAUAUGACAGCAUUUGCGAGCUAUCUCGUUUGCAUAGGAGCAUACCCAUUGAUGAGCUUUCUGGCAAAACAGGCCGGAAGGGUGGACGCCAAGGUUUGGAUUGUCUUAGUCGUUCAGCUUUCUGCCUACGUUAUAGCGUACUUAGCAUAUGGAUGCGUAUUCAUUUACAUCAGCCAGAGUGCACCGAGUAGAGAAGCACUCGGUGCCACGAAUGGUAUAGCGCAAACAACGGCGUCGACGAUGCGUGCACUUGCCCCAUCCACUGCUUCAUCCUUGUUUUCUCUCUCCCUUGAGCAAAACCUCGCUGGUGGGACGGCGGUGUACUGGAUUUUGUGGGCCGUUAUCAUCGUUGGCUUGUGCUCUGCUACGCAGCUGCCUCCAAGGCUACUAGCAGAAGAGUCUACAGAAUCUAUUCAGCGAACUGGAGACACCGUCGACAACCCAUGACAAGAUACAGACCCGUGAUACGUUCGACGCUGUACACUAAUAAAAAAAGUACUCCAGAAAUAAACCACGUUCCUUACAACAUGGAGAUCAGACGCGUGUGACAUGGAACAGAUGGCUGGCCUUCGCAAUUCACAAGAUUCUUUGAUUCGAGUUUCAUUCGCGAGAACAAAACUUAAUCUUCUCGUCAAAGUCACCGCCGUUUCAGAAAUGGGCUCGGUUAUAUGACGUCACAGUUCUUCACACUCUUUGGAAUGGGACUGCGGAGAAGGACGAGAAUAGUGCUAGUGAGUACGGUAC
This is a messenger RNA of Serpula lacrymans var. lacrymans S7.9, 1995 nucleotides long. RefSeq lists its product as uncharacterized. Bases 1 to 1698 code for a protein of 565 amino acids. Gene Ontology annotation, molecular function: transmembrane transporter activity. The transcript is spliced from 5 exons. The record is from RefSeq and is a predicted model, not a curated record. Lineage: Eukaryota; Fungi; Basidiomycota; Agaricomycetes; Boletales; Serpulaceae. Gene Ontology annotation, biological process: transmembrane transport.